UUGGCAGAAGUCAAACUUGGAUAAUAAACGAGCCUGACCCGAGGAAGCAGCGCGAGAUCAUCGCUAUGGUCAGCUCUAUGCGGUCGGCGAUCGUACGGGUCUUUUCUACCAAAUACUCCUUGACGUUGCCUGCUUCUGCGCUCAACUACAUAGAGCAAGUCUUGACAGAGAAUGAGAUCCCAGAGGAUGAGUGGAACACUGGUUUGGAAUUCUGGGCCAAAGAAUAUCUGAAGGGAGAAGACUCAUCGUCACUGGUAUCUCUUUCAGCCUUGAGAAGAGCAUACGAGGUUCUCCAGUUGGGAACGAACGAGGAUGCGGACGAUAUUGACCCAUCGGAAAUCAACGUCGAAGCUCAUUUCGCUGUGGUCGACUCGUUUGACAUGCCUCCAGUUAGGUUUGAUCCGGUCCGAGGAGGUUUCACAACGGCCCGCUCUGGACCGAGUCUAGCUGGACAGGCUUCGUCUCGCGCUUCGUACCUUCGUGAACGGUGGGGAAUCAUCAAGGAGAUCAUCCUGCGCAACGAAAACUUCACACCACCCGCCUUGGGAGGCCAUGAUCGUACCAAUUAUCUCAAAUUGACAUCUACUCGAAACCUUUUGGGACGUGCCGGUCAAUUAUUCCUCCUCUUCGGGAUGCUAGCCAGGGAUCCAGAAGGGAGACUGUGUCUUGAAGAUGGAGACGGAAGAGUAAGGCUGGAUAUGCACGAUGCGGUACCCGGAGAAGGUCUUUUCACGGAAGGAUGUAUGGUUCUGAUAGAAGGAGAAUAUACCAUCGACGAGACUGUUCGGGUGCUGGCGAUGGGGCAUCCGCCCAGUGAAAAGCGAGAAGUCUCGAGAGGACUUCAUGGUCACAUUGACUUCCUCGGUACAGGUGCUGUGUCUCUAAAGGAGGAGCAAAAAUAUCUCCCUACCAUUCUUGCCAACACACAGGUGUCCUUCGUCGUCCUUUCCGAUGUGUGGCUAGAUCACCCUCGGACCUUGCCAGCUCUACGGCGGAUGUUUGAAGGAUACACUCAAGCCGCCGAGUAUAAGCCCAUGGCAUUUGUUCUUUGUGGAAACUUUACACAGCGUGGCUGGGAAGGAGAGGACGGUCUCAAGCGGUAUACUAACGGCUUCAACGCCUUGACAGAUCUGCUUUUAUCCCUUCCUACUUUACUCAGCUCGCAUUUCAUUUUUGUCCCCGGUCCUGUGGACCCAUGGUCAUCUUCCACCCUGCCUCGUCCUCCUCUCCCGGCGACAUUCACAUCUCGCUUGACUCAACGUAUACCAAAAGCUCGAUUCGUAUCUGACCCAUGUCGGUUGAAGUACUUUGGUCAGGAAAUCGUCAUUUGCAGACAAGAUUUGAUGGGUAAAAUGAUGAGGGGUCUAGUGGGUUCAAAGCAGGAUCCAGGGGUCGAUAUGAAGCGAUAUCUCGUUCAGACCGUCUUGGACCAGUCCCAUUUAUCGCCUCUGCCCCAAGCCACUCGCCCGACAUUGUGGGAAUACGAUCAUGCCUUGCGUUUAUACCCCAUGCCGACGGCUCUUGUCCUGUGUGAUAAAUAUGAGCGGUACGAGUUGACAUAUGAGGGGUGUCAUGUGUUCAACCCAGGAAGAUUUGUCAGUGGUGGUGGUGGAGGUGGUGCAAGCGACAGCGAAGGAGGUGAAUUUGAAUGGGCAAUGUAUUAUCCUGCUACAGGUAGGAGUGAGCGAAGUGCAUUGACUCUGGAAUGAGCGUCACAAAGGCCCUGUAACGACCAUGUUGUAUUCCCCACAUUAUACCGCAUUUAUUAAUCACCAUACAUUUGUCCAGAGCGACCUCGCUUUUUCGGUGACCGUCAAAUGCGAGUCCCGAAAAGCAUGGGAACGAGUCCCACGGCGAGACCAGGCUGAGAUUCCCUCUCACUGCGCUCCGUUUCUCCCUUUGACUGGUUGAAAGUAUCGUCGAGAAGGUAGAGUGCUGCAGAGUCAACACAUCGCAGUGGGUAGGGGAAUCCGAGAGGGACGACAUGGCUAUUUGACUUGAGCUUGGGAUCUGUUGACACGUGCCACUGCCACGAGGAGAAAACGCCGAUAGAACUUUAGUGAACUAUGGGCUACACCGUCUGCG
Molecule: messenger RNA, 2085 nt
Organism: Kockovaella imperatae
Lineage: Eukaryota; Fungi; Basidiomycota; Tremellomycetes; Tremellales; Cuniculitremaceae
Product: DNA polymerase alpha/epsilon subunit B-domain-containing protein
Exons: 14
Coding region: 66-1709 (547 amino acids)
Biological process (GO): error-prone translesion synthesis; DNA-templated DNA replication
Cellular component (GO): epsilon DNA polymerase complex
Molecular function (GO): DNA binding
Source: RefSeq, a predicted model, not a curated record